AAAGACUGCGCGUUGAGAGGGAGGGAGACGGAGGAAAGUCCUGCCCUUUCUGAAAGAUUUCCUGUUUCACCAGGCGAGCAGAAGCCCACAGAUUCCCUCACAGCGACUGUUCACUCCAGCACCAUGAGACGCUCUCCUUUACUCAGGAUCAGACGCUAGAAUCGCCACGCUUUCUGGUCGAACCACGCCAGCCUGGUCGCGUUCACGUUAAUGCGAGGGAUACGGACAGGAUCGCGGUUCUAAUGGAGCAAUAUUGGCUUUCUCUGCUCUGUUGGGGGACCUUUUUGAUCUCUUCGGUUGUCAUGGAUCGGAGCGGAGUCGAUGGGAUGCAUCCUUUAUUUAAUCCAAUUCGGCUUCCCCAACUGUGUAAGUUCUGUGACGUGGAGGCAUCCGACUGUAAAGGAACCGGCACCUGUGAAAGCAACUGCAGCAUCACAGCCAUCUGUGCCAAUGUCGACGAAAUCUGUGUGGCUAUCUGGAGGAUGAGUGAUGACAACAACACGAUCGAGACAUUGUGCCACAAACCCACCGAGCCCCUCUAUGGCAUCAUGGUAGAGAACUACAACAACACCAAGUGUGAAAUGAAAAAGAGGAUGUCCAACACGGGCCCAUUCCACAUCUGCUCCUGCAACGCCGAGGAGUGCAACGACAUGCUGAUGUUCACAUUCCCUAUUGGUCCAGACCCCACAAAUAACCAAGUGGUGUUGGUGAUUCUGGUCAGUUUACUGCCCCUCCUGGUACUAGCUGUGCUGGUCAUCGCCUCCUUCUACUGGUAUCGCAUGUACCGUCGCCGAAAACUGGAUGAGUGGGAGACCAAGAAGCCGUCCAAACGCAAGGGUCCCAAAGGCCCGCUGGACUGUAGCGACGCUUGCGCCAUCAUGAUGGACGACGACCGCUCCGACAGCAGCUCCACACACGCCAACAACCUCAACCACAACACAGAACCUCUGCCCAUCGAGCUGGACCUUCAGGUGGGCAAGGGCCGCUUCGCCGAGGUGUACAAAGCCAAGCUGAGACAAAGCCCUUCUGAGCAGUUCGAGACGGUGGCGGUGAAGAUCUUCCCCUACGAAGAGUACGCGUCCUGGAAGAACGAAAAGGACAUCUUCUCAGACAUCGAUCUGAAGCACGAGAACAUCCUGCACUUCCUGACGGCCGAGGAGAGGAAAGUGGAGAAGCAGUACUGGCUGAUCACGGCCUAUCAUCCACGCGGGAACCUGCAGGAGUACCUCACUCGACACCUCAUCAGCUGGGAGGACCUGCGGCUGCUCGGGGGCUCGCUGGCCCGGGGGGUGGCUCAUUUGCAUAGCGACCACACCCCUUGCGGGCGGCCCAAAGUGCCCAUCGUCCACCGAGAUCUGAAGAGCUCUAACAUCCUGGUGAAGAAUGACCUCACUUGUUGCCUCUGUGACUUUGGACUUGGCCUCCGCCUUGACAACUCUCUGUCAGUGGAUGACUUGGCCAACAGUGGACAGGUGGGUACAGCCAGGUACAUGGCUCCAGAAGUGCUCGAAUCAAGGAUCAACCUUGAGAACAUCGAGUCAUUCAAGCAAACCGAUGUCUACUCCAUGGCCCUGGUACUGUGGGAGAUCACGUCCAGGUGUAACGCCAUCGGAGAGGUUAAGGAUUACGAACCUCCAUUUGGCUCGAAAGUCCGAGAGCACCCCUGUGUGGAGAGCAUGAAAGAUAAUGUGCUGAGAGACCGAGGAAGACCAGACAUCCCCAGCAGCUGGAUGAAACACCAGGGUGUAUCUGCAGUCUGUUCCACCAUCAACGAGUGCUGGGAUCACGAUCCUGAGGCCCGGCUCACGGCGCAGUGUGUGGCCGAACGCUUCAGCGAGAUGGACGACGACCUAGACAAGCUGUCCACCUGCAGCAGCUCCGAGGAGAAGAUUCCAGAAGAUUGCUCCGUGAGCGUGAGCGAUGACAAAUGAGAGAGAGAGAGAGAAAGGUCAAUCUUACUCGCACUCUCUCUCUCUCUCUCUCUCUCUCUCUCUCUCUGCAGAAACUGAAUGUUUGGAUCCUUCGAGCGGAGGUGGAGGAAUAUGGCCUUUUCAUAAAGCUUUAUGUUUCAUAACCAAAGAUUUCAUGCACUUUAUCAGAUUAUGCAUAGCUCACACUGAGGAAGGUCAGGCUACCGAGCAAGAGGAGCUGGACGGACGCUGGUUUUCUCCUCCUGAAAGCUGACCGAGAGCCAAAUGUAAUCAGGAAUAUGUUUUGCCUCGACACUAAAGAUUCAUAUAGGAGAUUGUAAGACUUUCUACAGAUCACUUCAGGAUUUUCUGGACUUAUGAAAGAAUGUUUUGGGUAAGAGAUUUGCGUGUGUGUGUGUAUGUAUGUGUGUGUGUGUGUGUCUUUGAAGUUGCUUUAAGCGGGAAAUAUGUAUUGUGCUUGUUAGCCAAAGAAAAAAGUAUAUUGUAAAUACAGCUUUCGAUAUAAAAAUCAACCCACACUAUUGAGAGAGCCAAAAAAAAGGGAAGAGUAUAUGCUGCACAUACCAAAAAAUGUGUUAAACGAACAGUAUUUUUUUAAGUGCCCCUAUUAUGGGUUAUGAAAGGUUUAUAUUUUGGUUUUGGGAGUCCGUAAAAACAGGUUGGCAUGCAUGCAAGGUAAAAAAAAACACUUUAAUGUUCUUAAAAUGUGCAUUUAUUUUUACCUUAUUUUUCCAGCGACUCCCAAACGAUUCAUUCAGCGCUCCGGUGAUUGGUCGAUUUCAUUUAAAGCAGCGUUUGUGAGCUGUUAACGCUCUAAAAGCGACACCUAGUGGCAAGGAAUGAAUCUGCAUUUUCAUUCGGGAAGACCAACAAGUGUCCCGCCGCCGACAUGAAACGGCUUGAGUUUCAUUUGAAUGAUUUAGAGGCGACUCUUUCUUUUGAGAGAUAGCCUAAUAACUUCAUACACAGUGCACUUUCAGGUUUAAAACCUUUCAGGAUGUUUUCGUUCCCUUAGAGCUGUGUUACACACCGCAUGAAAGGUCUUUUUCAAAAAUCCAUAAUAGGGACACUUUAAGUUCACAAAGUGCCUCAUGUUCACAUAUCCUGGAUAUUAAAUUGUGCCUCUCUUUUACUACUUUUUUAUGUAAUAUAUUGUAAAUCUUUGAUGAUUAAAAUACAUUUAUGUACAGUA
Molecule: messenger RNA, 3123 nt
Organism: Puntigrus tetrazona (Sumatra barb)
Lineage: Eukaryota; Metazoa; Chordata; Actinopteri; Cypriniformes; Cyprinidae
Gene: tgfbr2b
Product: transforming growth factor beta receptor 2b
Exons: 7
Coding region: 243-1931 (562 amino acids)
Biological process (GO): protein phosphorylation; heart development; transforming growth factor beta receptor signaling pathway
Cellular component (GO): signaling receptor complex; plasma membrane
Molecular function (GO): metal ion binding; ATP binding; activin receptor activity
Source: RefSeq, a predicted model, not a curated record